AUGCCACCCAAGCGCAAACAAAAAGAGGUUGAAGACAUCUCUGACUCGGAGCCAUACACAGAGGCAGAGCCUGAAAUCGAGAUAGGGAGAGAGGACACAGUUAAGUUGAUACAGAGAAUCGAAACGCUCGCGAACAAGCGCAACACCAGACGCAAGGCAAUCAAGGCCGAGUUCGACAAGUAUAUCGACGAGAUGAAAGAAGCGAUAGAGAAACAUCACGCUUCCAAGGCAGAGAAAAGAUCCAACGAGAUCAAAGCCCUCCUAACCCGUCGUGCCCAAGCCCUCGAAAAGCGAGCCGCCAUCGAACGCGACAUCGCGAAGCUCAUACAGGAAACCCGCGAGAACACAGAGGAUCUCAUGGUCGUCCUUGAGGCAGCUUACGAGGGAGGAUGUCAGAAAGCCAACGAUGCAACAGGGUCCUUCGCAUCUCUAGUGACAACAAAAACCGCAGCGCCUGUGCCUGCGCCUAUCACGCCCCCUAGCCCCAUGAAGACACGGCUGUACGAUAUACUAGGCGAGGCUAAGAUAGAUAGAGGUGAGAAGGGAGGUCAUGGUCAAAGCGAUGACCCCGCCAAAGAUGCUGAGCAUCAAGACAAACGUCUCAGCAAAGCGGAUUUCUUCGAGAAUAUUGCGUGGUGA
This is a messenger RNA of Xylaria bambusicola, 639 nucleotides long. RefSeq lists its product as uncharacterized. The record is from RefSeq and is a predicted model, not a curated record. NCBI's taxonomy places the organism in Eukaryota, Fungi, Ascomycota, Sordariomycetes, Xylariales, Xylariaceae. Bases 1 to 639 code for a protein of 212 amino acids. The transcript is spliced from 3 exons.